This is a messenger RNA of Dermatophagoides pteronyssinus (European house dust mite), 500 nucleotides long. RefSeq lists its product as uncharacterized. The record is from RefSeq and is a predicted model, not a curated record. Lineage: Eukaryota; Metazoa; Arthropoda; Arachnida; Sarcoptiformes; Pyroglyphidae.
UAUCACUUAUCGAAUCUUAUCAAUAUUUUUUCUAUUGAAUAUUUAUCUGAAAAAAUUCAAAACAAAAUGAAUUUUAAACAACAACAAAAUUCAAACAAAACAAAUAUUCCUCCUUCUGAUUUCAUAGUCUACAAAGACUGUGAUGAUUAUGUUGAAUCGACUGCGGACUUUGAAGAAAGAAUCGCAGAUGAGGAGGAAAUAGCCAAUGAAUUUCAAUGGCUAUCCGAAUUCACUGUCCAAACGAGUUACUUGCCAAGACAUUGGCGUUCAACGCCAAUAAUUUUUGAAGAAGUUAAUCCACCGGAUAACUUCCAAGAAAUUGAAAAUGAUUCACGUGUCGUUGAUGUUGUCAAUAUUGACAAUUUUCAAGAUUAUCGAGACAUCAAUGCUCCUGGCGACGAUCAUAUAAAACCGCCACUAAAUUUACCACCACCACCAUCCGAGUGGUUAAAGAAAUGAAUGAAUUUUUUUUAAAUAAAUAUAUUCUUUACAUUGCUGAA